GUAUAUAAAGAGAAUGCAAACAAAAAUCUGUCAUCUUAAUACCGUCAAACCUGGUGUGAGACCACCUUUUUAAGUCCGCCUUGGCAUUUGACGUUCUAGGGGGAUUUGGUAACAUCUCUGGAGUUGGACAAUUUCAUCAACUGGGCAAGUGAGCCAACCUUGUUAAUUCAACCAUGCAACAGUGUAGUGAAGUAGUUGAUAUUCACAUGGUAAAUUUGUUUAAACGCAUCAUAUGGCAGAUUUUGGGAUUUGCAAAUUGUUGUUUAAUAUGUUCGAAGGAAUGCUUUAGAUUUGUUUUUGUGGUCCAGAUAAAUGCUGAAAUUAAAAAUAUGUACCGCAUUUCGAAUAUUUCGACGGUGUUACGCUAAGAAAAAUUUUGCAUUUUUAGAAAUGAAAUACCUUAAUGUUGCGGAGAAAAACGAUGCAGCCAAGACAAUCGCUGCUCAAUUGUCUAAUGGAACGGCGCGUAGACGGGAAGGCUAUUCUGUUUACAAUAAAAUCUAUGAAUUUGAGGCAAAUGUGAAGGGUGCAAAAAGUAAGAUGGUAAUGACAUCAGUGUCGGGACACCUGUUGCAGUUGGAAUUUCUGGGCUCUUACAGAAACUGGCAAAAUGUUAAUCCCGAAAGUUUGUUUGAAGCACCCGUUCGCAAAGCCUGUGCGGAACAGUUUGAACCUAUCAAAAGGACACUGGAGCGAGAGGUACGCAGUUGUCAGGGCUUAAUAAUAUGGACUGAUUGUGAUCGAGAAGGCGAAAAUAUUGGUUUUGAAAUCAUAGAUGUUUGUCGAGCUGUUAAACCGAAUAUCGUUGUAUACCGUGCUAUUUUCUCAGAGAUCACAUCAGCCUCAGUACGAAGGGCUCUACAAAAUUUAAACAUUCCUGAUAAGAGGCAAAGUGAAGCGGUCGAUGUUCGUACUGAAUUGGAUUUGCGAACUGGUGCAGCGAUAACACGUUUUCAAACAAUGCGACUGCAGAAGCUAUUCCCGGAAAAGAUAUCGGAUAAAUUAAUAUCGUAUGGCAGUUGCCAAAUACCAACACUAGGAUUUGUGGCCGAGCGAUAUAAGGAAAUUGAGGCAUUUGUAUCUGAGCCAUUUUGGAAAAUAAAAGUAACUCACACAAUUGAUGACUUAACGGUGGAAUUUUCAUGGGCCCGCAAUCGUCUUUUCGAUAAGAAAGCUUGCGAAGAUUACUAUUUGCUGUGUAUAUCUAAUCCAAAGGCUACGGUUGAAAGUGUUACGGUAAAACCAAAAAAUAAGUGGCGCCCUACACCUAUGGACACGGUGGAACUGGAAAAAUUGGGAUCUCGUAAGUUAAAGCUUUCUGCAAAAGAAGUUAUGACCAUUGCCGAGAAACUAUAUACGAAGGGUAUUAUCAGUUAUCCCCGUACGGAGACCAAUAUGUUUUCCAAAGAAAUUGAUUUACGGUCGUUGGUGCAACAGCACACAUCUCAUGAGGCUUGGGGUUCAUUUGCAGAGCGUGUGAUGGAAUGGGGUCCAAAUCCUAGAAAUGGUACGAAAUCCGAUCAAGCCCAUCCACCGAUUCAUCCCACAAAAAUGGUACCCAAUUUGGAUGGAAAUGAGGGAAGAGUUUAUGAAUUAAUUUGCCGCCAUUUUCUGGCAUGCGUUAGCAAAGAUGCUGUAGGCUCCGAAACUGUUGUGACCAUAACAAUCGAGGGUGAAAAGUUCACUGCAAAUGGAUUGGUUAUAUUCGAGCGAAACUAUUUGGAUGUCUACAUUUAUGAGAAAUGGAACGCAAAGCAAAUACAUAAAUAUGAGCAGGGUCAAGAAUUUGAACCGACCGAAAUUACUAUGCCUGAGGGGCACACAACCGCACCACCACUUCUGACGGAAGCUGAUUUAAUAGCAUUAAUGGAAAAACAUGGUAUAGGCACAGACGCCACACAUGCGGAACACAUCAACACUAUUAAGGAGCGAGGUUACAUCGGCGUUGUAGAUAAUGGAUCUCUAGUGCCCGGUGUAAUUGGAAUGGGUCUUUACGAAGGCUACGAUGCUAUGGAAUUGGCGUUGGCCAAGCCAUUGUUAAGAGCUGAAUUCGAAGCAGAUUUAAAAAAGAUAUGCCUGGGUGAAAAAGACCCCAAAACAGUAUUGAAAGAUCAAAUAAUUAAGUAUAAAGAGUCCUACAAACAAAUAAUGGAUAAAAUUACAGCAAUGGAUGAGAAAAUGUCGCAAAGAAUUCAAGAAGCACCCAAGGAGAUAAACUCCUCAUUGAAUAAUCAAGUCAACACUCCAGAAAACAGUCGAUGGCAGGAAUUAUUCAAGUGUCCAAAGUGUACUUCGGCGCCUUUAGCUCUAAAGCAGAAAAAUAACAAAACUGGCUACUUUAUAGGCUGUCUUAACUAUCCAAAUUGCAAACAUUGUAUAUGGCUGCCCGACGAGUGUAAGGAUCCCUCAGUUUUGAAUGACCAUUGCACAAAAUGUGGUAGCGAGUAUAAGUUAAUAAAACUUCGAUUUUCUCUCCCUUAUCAUAAAACUUUGUUUAACACUCCCAGUGGGUGGUACAAAACAUGUCUGGUAUGUGAUUCGCAGUUUCAAAAUACCUUCAAUAUAAACGUAGAUUGUGUUAAACGUACUGGACCAAUAGUUAGCGAUAUAUCGAGUAUUCCUAUUAAUUACGGCGCAACUGAUACUAACUCUGCGCAAGGAGGAAUAAACCGUAAACCAAAAAAAGAAACAACAAGAAAAAAGAAAACGGAAACGGCAACGGCAACAGGAACCUCUAAGAAAACCAUGUUGAAAUCCACCACAUCAAGUACAAAAACUAGUAAUUCUAAUACAAUUCCCGAUGGAACAAUACGCUCUUACUUUACCUCAGCAAACAAACCAGCUACAGAUUUUGAUGCCUUUUUCGACAGCAACGACGGAUUUGAUGAAUUGAUAUUAGCAGCUGAAACCAAUCUUCCCUCAUCUAUAUUCCAAACGCAGAAAAGUACAACUACUAUUGUGAAUAGUCAAUAUGCAGAAACUGUGUUAUCCGCUGAUUUAGCUGCAGCGUUUAACGAUGACGACGACGAUUUUUUCGCCAACAUACCAAUGGGUUCGACGACUCCUUCCAAUUCCAACAGUGUCUCAACUUCAAAUAGAAAUACCAAUUGCAGCUCCGAAUUGAAUGAUAGUCUUUCGACUGUAUUCCAAAAUGAAAAUGACUUUGGAGACGAUUAUGUCUGGGGAAGUGCUGCCAAAAAUGCAAGAAUUUCCGAAAGCUCCAAUGCUUCAGAGCCAGUAUCUAAAAAGCCUAAGAUACAAAUACACAAAACCAAACCCCUUGACAAAUUUUCUUGGGGGUCGAGCCAGAGAUCACCGUAUGGUCAAAAUGAACACUCAUUGCAAUGCUCAGGAUGUCAUACUGCUGCCAAGGAACUAUCGGUUAAAAAGGAUGGCCCUAAUAAAGGCCGAAUUUUUUAUGUUUGCUCUAAAAGCAAUCCCUGCAAGUUUUUUCAAUGGGCUGAUGAAAUUAAUGCAGAUCAAAAUGAGCUACCCUCUACCAGUGCCAAUAAAUAUGCACCUUCCAGGGCCAGCAAUGAAGAGCGUCGUGGGGGUUGGGGAUCUACGGAGACCGCUGAUAGCGCAGCAACAUUAAACUGCAACUGUAAUAAACCGGCGAAUAGUUUAACUGUGCGCAAGGAGGGUCCAAAUAAAGGACGUGGUUUUUAUGCCUGUGCCAACCGAGAAAAAUCAUGUGGUUUCUUUCAGUGGGCAGACGAAAACGGAAAUCAUGACACUAUGGCCUGGGGAAGUGGUGGUGGUAAUUUUUCAUCGGGUCAAACUGGAAACCCCGCUUCUAAUAAGUCAAAAACUCGAAAGUGUGGAUUAUGCAGGCAAGAAGGCCAUAGCCGCCAGAAAUGCCCCCGUAAAGCCGAAUUUGAGCAUUUUUAGUCAUAUAAAUAAAUGGAACUAACUGAAAAUUUCUAAACGUUA
Stomoxys calcitrans (stable fly) is the source of this 3933-nucleotide messenger RNA. RefSeq names its product DNA topoisomerase 3-alpha (gene Top3alpha). The transcript is spliced from 9 exons. Gene Ontology annotation, biological process: DNA topological change. Gene Ontology annotation, cellular component: chromosome; nucleus. Gene Ontology annotation, molecular function: DNA binding; DNA topoisomerase type I (single strand cut, ATP-independent) activity; zinc ion binding. The record is from RefSeq and is a predicted model, not a curated record. NCBI's taxonomy places the organism in Eukaryota, Metazoa, Arthropoda, Insecta, Diptera, Muscidae. The coding region runs from base 313 to 3891 and encodes 1192 amino acids.